Messenger RNA from Gossypium raimondii (Peruvian cotton), 1275 nucleotides. Its product is annotated as U11/U12 small nuclear ribonucleoprotein 25 kDa protein. The transcript is spliced from 7 exons. Gene Ontology annotation, molecular function: protein binding. Gene Ontology annotation, biological process: mRNA splicing, via spliceosome. The record is from RefSeq and is a predicted model, not a curated record. Bases 581 to 1102 code for a protein of 173 amino acids. Gene Ontology annotation, cellular component: U12-type spliceosomal complex. Lineage: Eukaryota; Viridiplantae; Streptophyta; Magnoliopsida; Malvales; Malvaceae.
AUACCUGGUCUCCCCUAAAUUGUUGCGUUUUUCCCAUCUCUGUACCAGCAGUCCAAUCGAUAGCCAGUUUAAAAAAAUCUUCCAUUUCCUGCUAUCUCUUUUCUUUGCAAACCUUCCAUGAAAACCUCUUCAAUCUGGGUGCCUCGGCCAUCUUUCCUCUUGUUCGCGUCGAUUGUAGACUAUAACUGCUCCCUCCAGGACUGUCAUCGAGGCUAAAAUCUCGCCCAUCAAUCCCCGAGCCACCAGACCCGAAGCCGAUUUGGAAAAUCUUCCGUCGAAAGCUGCGUCAAAAUAAAUUGCUACCCUUGUGUUCCCUUCAUGUUGUCUCUGCCUUCUAUCAACAUCUGAGAUUGUCCAUGAUGAAUAAGAUUAGCAGUCAGAACUGCAUGAUGAAUAAAUCUACUUAAUUCAUAGGCCGUCUACAUUUGCACAAGCAGCCAAACUUAAGAGGGGGGCUCCUGCCAAGGAGAAGGAACUUACAAAUUGAGCCCACUUUCCUUUUUAAGCCAUUGUGAAGCAUACCGGCAACCAGUACCCUUUCCGCUUGGUUUUGGGCGACUAGCAUCUGCAUAGUGUAAGAAUGGAGUCAGGGGCGAAGGAGGAAGGGAAAGUGCUGGGAUACAACAGCAAAAAGGUGAAGAAAGUGGCGAUACUUUCAACACUGGCCGCACUCCUUGAUGAUCCAAUUCUCGCCGAUGUCCCUAAGAAACCCAGUUUGUCCGAUGUUGAUACCCUAAUCAACCUUGAACUGGGGAGUGCCAUGUGUAUCUCUAUCUUCAAAUUAGAUGGAACCUCCUUCGAUGUUGCAGUGAUGAAUUCAGCCACAGUGAAAGACUUGAAGCUCGCAAUCAAGAAGAAAGUGAUCGAGUUAGAGCAAUCCAAGAUGGGUCAUCGACACAUUUCAUGGAGGCACGUUUGGGCUAAUUUCUGCCUAGCACACCACAAUGGGAAGCUCCUUGAUGAUGACGCCGCACUUCACGAUUUUGGCGUUCGAAAUAAUUCUCAGGUACAUUUUUUACCUUAUGUUGUCUCAAAAGGUUCUGGGAGACAUUCUAAGAGGAGAAAACACCGUUUCUUCCAUGGCCUGAGCAAGCUUUCAUGAUGACAUGCAAUCAUUCGGGCAUCCCUGUUUUCUGAUCCAACUCAUUCCACAAAUUCACAAUGUUCCAUAGCAAAGUAAAUGUGGUACAAGUACAUUGAUUUCUAGUUGACAUUUUAAAUAAAUUUUAAAGCUCUUGUAAUACUAAAAUUUUAAUAAAUUAGCUUUAUCAUAUC